AUGGCCGUGCAGAGGAAGGAUCGUAACCACACUAUGGUCUCUGAUACGAAUAUCGUUGUUUUACAGGAUGACGUCACCGUACUAGAUGACUCUGAUUCAGAAACACCUACGUCUUCAUGUAGAGGGGUUCAGUCCAGUGUUUCAGAACAGAACGAGCAGCUGAUUCCAUUGGCAUUUUCUGUUAUAGAUAGCGGAGUGGAGGAUCCACUGGAUAUUGGCAGUGAAAAUGAAAAUAUAAUUGUGAGCGACAUAUUAGACGCUGAUACGGUCAGAGACGAAGUGAAGAAUGAAAUUAAAAUGGAAAAACAAGGGGAGGCUCACACGGCAGCAGAUGAAGUCAGGGUGGAAGAGACUAUUGGCUGUGAAGAUAUUUCUGCUGACGACAGAGAGGCUGCGUCAUCUACGCAGGAUGAUGAAGUCAUGGUAGUGUUGCAUGGAGCAGGUCUCAUGUUCCUCCGUAGCGCAUUACAAGCUCCAGUCACACGUCCACAGUGAAAGAAAUCUCCGAGAAAGAAUUAUAUGGGCAAGGCUCAGCGUAUCUAGUGACCUGCAGCGGAGAAGUCUUUGGAACAUUGUGGGAAACGGACUAUAAUAUCUCCAUAAUCUCAAAGACUCACGGUACUUGAAAGAGGUAAACGCAGUUCUGUUGAGCACUCGUGAUAGAAAAUCCCUGCAUUGCUGCUGUUCAGUAAGGUCUCUGGUAUCUCUUCGUGUUUGACCAAGAAGCGGUGGCUACUCUGACAAGGCCCCAACCUGCCGCAUCUCCGCAGGCAUAGCAUUUCGUGAACGUAGCCGUAGCUCAAGAGUAAACUAUCGCAGGGAGAAUAACCUGUAGAAAGUUUAAUAAAAACUUCCCAGUGCUAAAGCAGAUGUUGAAAAUGCUCUCUUCCUGACUGAAUGCACAAGGUGUACCCGCAGAACGCUGGUGUUAGUCCCCAGAAACUGCUGAAAUCCCACAGUGGAUAUUGUUCGUUAGUUCUUCCAGACUGUGAGGAUUUAUUUCAUAUGCUUCGUCUUUUAAACUUGCCCCCAAGAAAAAGUCACAAAAUAUUGAAAUGAGGUCAAUGAAAACCUCCUGCAGAACUUCCAAACUUUUACGUGCCGUAUGAGCUAUUGCAGAAUCCUACUGCAAGACGCUGUGUAGCCUUUCUUGUUAUGUUAGCCGAGCAUAAAAUGGGCAUAGGAUGUUCACAUACCUGGCAGCAUAAACUGUGUCAUUGUAAACGAGUCCAAUUAUCCUGCACGUAUUGCUGACCAAAAACCAACUUUUUCGUCACGAAGAGGAAGUUCAGGAAUAAGUCUUGGAUUUCCGCACUCCAGUACUGAUUGUUCUGAGAAUUUAACUCUGAGGGCCACGACUCAUCAAGGGGGAGAAAGAAAACAAAAAACUAAUGACUCAACUUCUCUAACAUUCACAGAGUGAAGAAACCAAUUACAAAAAUUUAUAUAAGAAGGAUGUUGAAAAUUAAGUGGACUGAUAAAGUACGAAAUGAGCUGGUCUUAGACAG
Molecule: messenger RNA, 1508 nt
Organism: Zootermopsis nevadensis
Lineage: Eukaryota; Metazoa; Arthropoda; Insecta; Blattodea; Termopsidae
Source: RefSeq, a predicted model, not a curated record